This is a messenger RNA of Amaranthus tricolor (Joseph's coat), 2257 nucleotides long. RefSeq names its product D-3-phosphoglycerate dehydrogenase 3, chloroplastic-like. The transcript is spliced from 4 exons. The coding region runs from base 181 to 2079 and encodes 632 amino acids. Gene Ontology annotation, biological process: L-serine biosynthetic process. Gene Ontology annotation, molecular function: phosphoglycerate dehydrogenase activity; NAD binding. The record is from RefSeq and is a predicted model, not a curated record. Lineage: Eukaryota; Viridiplantae; Streptophyta; Magnoliopsida; Caryophyllales; Amaranthaceae.
CUCCUCUCCCAAAUAAAAACUAAGCCAACUCCUUCCCAAUCCCAUUCAUUUACAUUCCUAUAUAUUUCUCCCAUCUCAAUUCUCAACAACCCUUAGUCAAAAAUCAUCAACUCUUUUUCCUAUUUUAUACCCACCCUUCCACCAUUAUUACCAUCCCCACAUUUUUUGAAGCACACAAAAAUGGCUUCCUCUGCAACUUCCCCUUCCAUCUUCUCAUCUCUCACCAACAAUACCCAUUUCCCUAAAUCAUCAUCAUCAUCAUCGAAUCCAGAUAACCUCUCUUUCCUCAGUUCUUCAAAAAUCUUCCGUAAAAUUUCACUCAAAAAUCCAAAAAAUGAUCAACUCAAAACAAUAAACAAUGCUUUCAAAUCAAACACCAUUGAUCUAUCACCAUCAAUCGAAACUUCUCUCAACGAUCUUUCAAACGGUGCAGGAUUCAAACAAACCCGACCGACGAUCCUCGUCUCCGAAAAACUCGGAGAAGCCGGGAUUUCCGUUUUGAAGGAGUUUGGAGAUGUGGAUUGUAUUUACGAUCUGUCGGCGGAGGAUUUGUGCAGUAAGAUCUCGCAGUACGAUGCGUUGAUUGUUCGGAGUGGAACGAAGGUGAAUCGCGCGGUGUUUGAGGCUGCGAAGGGGAAGUUGAAAGUAGUAGGACGAGCAGGUGUUGGGAUUGAUAAUGUGGAUUUGCAUGCUGCGACGGAGUACGGUUGUUUGGUGGUGAAUGCGCCGACGGCGAAUACGAUUGCGGCUGCGGAACAUGGAAUUGCGUUGCUUACUGCUAUGGCGCGGAAUGUGGCCCAGGCUGAUGCUUCCAUUAAAGCUGGAAAAUGGCUAAGAAGCAAGUAUGUAGGAGUGUCUUUGGUGGGGAAGACAUUGGCAGUUAUGGGAUUUGGAAAGGUCGGAUCAGAAGUUGCUAGACGAGCAAAAGGACUUGGUAUGCAUGUUAUUGCCCACGAUCCUUACGCUCCAGCAGACAGAGCCCGAGCUGUUGGUGUCGAGCUGGUAUCCUUUGAGCAGGCUGUGUCCACUGCUGACUUUGUCUCCCUACAUAUGCCCCUCACCCCUGCCACCAAGAAGAUCUUCAAUGACACCACCUUUUCUAAAAUGAAGAAGGGUGUGCGCAUCGUUAAUGUUGCUCGGGGUGGUGUGAUCGAUGAAGAUGCUUUGGUUAGGGCUCUGGACUCGGGUAUUGUUGCUCAGGCAGCACUUGAUGUGUUCUGUGAGGAACCCCCGUCGAAGGAUAGCAAAUUGGUGCAGCACGAAAAUGUGACUGUAACACCUCAUCUCGGAGCCAGCACCAAAGAAGCUCAGGAAGGAGUGGCUAUCGAAAUAGCUGAAGCAGUUGUCGGAGCAUUGAAAGGCGAACUCUCUGCAACUGCGGUGAAUGCACCGAUGGUCCCUGCAGAGGUUUUAUCAGAAUUAGCUCCAUAUGUCCAGUUAGCAGAGAAGCUAGGAAGACUAGCAGUACAACUGGUGGCCGGAGGAAGCGGAAUCCAGACCAUCAAAGUGUCCUACAGAACAGCAAGAGGGCCAGAUGACCUCGACACCAGACUCUUGCGAGCCAUGAUCACCAAAGGCAUCAUUGAGCCGAUCUCUGAUAUGCACAUCAACCUUGUCAAUGCAGACUUUACCGCCAAACAGAAGGGUCUCCGCUUAAGUGAAGAGAGAGUAUCCGUGGACUCCUUCCCCGAGAAUCCAAUCGACUCAAUCCAAAUCCAAAUCCCGAAUGUGCAAUCCAAAUUCGAGAGUACAAUCCUGGAAAAAGGAGAUAUAAGCAUUGAAGGAAAAGUAAAGGACGGGAUUCCCCAUUUGACUUGUGUCGGGUCAUUUGCUGUGGAUGUGAGUCUUGAAGGGAAUAUUAUACUUUGCAGGCAAGUUGAUCAACCAGGCAUGAUUGGGAAAGUAGGGAACAUCCUAGCCGAGCAUAAUGUGAACGUCAAUUUUAUGAGUGUGGGACGGACUAGCAGGGGGCAGAAAGCUUUAAUGGCGAUUGGCGUCGAUGAAGAACCCGAUAUGGAUUCCCUUCACAAGAUCGGUCAAAUUCCUGCAAUCGAAGAAUUUGUGUUCCUUAAACUUUAGGAUCAAUGUAGCAGAUAUUAUAGAAUAAAGGCUGGCUUCAAAUAUCCUGAAGCUCUAGACUAUGUUGGAGACCCCCCCAUCCCCUUUAUUUUUAGCACCACUAGUUGAAGAAAAAAACAGACUUGUGUUUGUUAAUGUUUCUAUAAAUCAUAUCAAUCAUAAUGUCAUUAUUUGAUUA